Messenger RNA from Megachile rotundata (alfalfa leafcutting bee), 2305 nucleotides. Its product is annotated as aquaporin AQPcic. Gene Ontology annotation, cellular component: plasma membrane. Gene Ontology annotation, molecular function: channel activity. Gene Ontology annotation, biological process: transmembrane transport. Lineage: Eukaryota; Metazoa; Arthropoda; Insecta; Hymenoptera; Megachilidae. The record is from RefSeq and is a predicted model, not a curated record.
GCACCACUUCGCUAAAAAAAUCACUCAUCUAAAAUUGAUUCUCCAAGCGAUUUAUCAUCGGUAUCACAGAAAAUGCAAGCAACGAGUAUUGUUUACAUUGAACGAACGGGGUCGAGUUUGUUGCACGAUGUAAAAAUAAACGCCGCCACGGCGGUGCAGGAAUCGAAAAUAAACGGUAGAUAGAGGGGAAGGACAGGGAAAAGGAGAAGGAGAAGCCGAGGGAGGUGGGUAGCCAACGUGUAUAGAGAACGCUGGACGUUGAAUCAAACGCAGGAGACCACGUGCCGUCGCGAUAAAAGUGCGUACGAUCGUACUCGUUCACAAACAAUCGAGACGAGCAACGGUGCAUACGGCUCCUCCGACGCGGCUUUUCCCUCUCGAUCUUCCGAACCGGUUCGAGUCAGUGUGGCCAGCGAGUUCGCUUCAGCGCCAUGUCUUUCAACGAGCUGCGCUUAGGCUUCAAGGGACUAAUGCAAGGCGAGGGUGCCCUGAAGAACACGGUGCUGACCGCACUGGCAGAAACGAUCGGGACGUCGAUGUUGGUGUUCGUGGGAUGCAUGGGAUGUAUCGGCAGUCUUGGUGUGGUACCUUCCCAUCUACAGAUCGCCCUGACCUUCGGUUUGGCCGUGAUGCUCGUUAUUCAGUCUAUUGGGCACAUCAGUCAUGCCCAUAUUAAUCCGGCGAUCACAGUGGGCGCAAUGGUCCUAGGGAAGAAGACGAUUCCUCAAGGUAUUGUGUAUAUCCUGUCCCAGCUGAUUGGCAGUGUGAUGGGCUUUGGGAUGCUGAAGGUGGUGACACCAGCGGAGCGUUUAACCGCCAGCACUGUGGAGGACGCACAUUUGUUCUGCGUGACGGAUUUGCACUCGGACCUCACAGCAAUCCAGGGCUUGUUGCUCGAAGGAAUAUCCACAGGGAUUCUGAUGUUAGUCGCGUGUGCCGUGUGGGACAUCAGGAAUCAGCAGAACACCGAUUCGGUGCCGCUCAGAUUCGGCAUGACGGUGACCGUGUUGGCCAUCGCGUUCGGUCCCUACACGGGCUGCAGUAUGAACCCUGCCAGGUCGUUGGCUCCCGCUCUGUGGAACAACCAAUGGUCUCACCAUUGGAUCUACUGGUUCGGGCCGAUCGGUGGAUCCCUGUUGUCCUCUUUCAUGUACAAGACCAUCUUCGGGUGCAAAGAGGAGGUUGAGGAGGAUACCGUGCCGGAAGCCGUAGCGCUGAACAGCGUCGAAAUUCAAAAGGCUGAGCCCUGAUCCGAGUAGGAGAUGGACAGAUCGAGGGUUGUUUAUCGAAAACGUUCGAGUUACGGAUCGAUCGAUGUUUCAGCGAGACACCACGAGAGUCUAAACAUCGCGCUUGAACCGGACAAAGCUGAAGAACGCGAUACACGAUCAUCAGGGCACUGGUCAUGGUGUAUCGCGAUCAAACCAUAGAUAUCCUCGAACGACCCGCGAAAUUGCAAGACUGUAUUAUGUAGGAAAUUCCUUACGUUAUCCGUUGCUGUCUGUACACAGUCGUCUCUCAACUGAAUACUCGAUUCGUAGAUCUGUGCAAAGGGUGUGACCCAGGAUUAAUUAUCGUUUGCAACGCGUUUCAUCGCUUCGUCGAAUUUCGACGUACAGUGGUUGUGAAUUUAACGCCUUGAUGGCCGCCAUUAAGACUCUGAUGCGAUUUUGUACCCUCUAUCAAUUAGGAAUGCGCAAGGCCCCUUAAGCCUAAGGAGGUACAGUAGGCUCUCGAUAUACUGCCGUGGUAUGAGUGAUGAUAGGUGGCCAUACAACGCAGGAGAUUAUCAUUCCAUUCUUGUUGAAUCGUUCGUGCUUCAGCUUCAGCUUCCCUGUAGUUCAUCCUCGGUACACUUCGGCUUCUGUCGGCCGUUUGGCCACACCCUCUCGAGUCUCCUUCCCCUGCUACAUUUUCACUUGAUCAAUAUAAAUCAUCUAUAUACGAUUCUUUUAAUAAAAAUAUUUUUACAUUAUAAAAAGUGCGAAAGGGUCAUAUAGAAUUUGUGGCCGUCAAGGUGUUACCAAAACGCGCUUUUCGUUGAAUAUUGCUCAAAUACUCCAGCGCCAUUAAGCAUACGUGUAAUCGUUGUAACUAGAGAAUUAAACAGUGUUGUAAAUAGUUGAUGCUUUCUAUACCGUGUUAUUUAGCAGAAUGUCGAGUACACGUAGCACCAUUUGCUCAUCAAAAUUGUAACGAAAUUAUGCGAGAAUAGCUUAACUUAUAAAUGCCAUUUGUAACAUAGCUGUAAGUUAAGUGUACAUACAAGAGGAUAAUUAAAAGACAUUGAAUAAUUAAAAAUGAA